Molecule: messenger RNA, 3426 nt
Organism: Cinara cedri
Lineage: Eukaryota; Metazoa; Arthropoda; Insecta; Hemiptera; Aphididae
Source: the annotation of a GenBank genome assembly
CGAUAAAAUAUCUAAUAGAAGAGUAUUAUAAUUUUCUUUUUAUAGAUCAAUUCAAUAUUAUUAUUUAUUACUACUUUCGAGUUUGUUUGGUUCAUUAAGAAACAAUUUGAUUAAUAUAAUACUACAUAAUUGUUACACGUAUUAUUUUGGAUUGUUGAAAAAUAUGUUUUCUUUCUCACGUUUUGUUUUGUCGAUGGCAAGGAAUUCAAUACAACGACAAUAUAAACCACAUAAAUUUACACAAAUUUUACCACCUUUGUCUAGGUAUUAUGCUAUCAGUAAGUUAUUAUGUAUUACUUUUUUUAAUUCUAAAUAUAUUUACUGUGUCAGAGUUCCGUAAUUUUGUUCAUAAUACUGAAAUUUAACAAUUACUGUUUUGCAUAUAUUCACAUACCUAACUUUUUUCAGAUAAGUUUUACAAAACAACAAAUAUUAUUGAAAAUAACGAUUCUUAUGGAAUAUUACUUGACAAUAGCAAAUUAAAAACGCCUUUAGGUAAUGAACUCAUUGUAAAUAGUAAAGCAUUAGCUCUUGCUAUUGCUGAAGAAUGGGCGAUGCAAAAAGAAAAAAUCCAAACAGAUUCUAUGCAUUUGGUAACAUUUUCUGAAAAUUGGUUCUUUAUAAAAAUGUAUAUUAAUUUAUUUACAUUUAUUCAGACAAAGUUGUGUUUCCUGACAGUGGACAAUCCUAGUGGUCUUUCAGAAAAUGAUGCAGUUCAACAAAUAUUAUCUUAUUUGGAGACAGACACAGUAUUUUUCAUUUCUGAUGUAAUUUUCAAUUUACUAUUUUAUUAGAUAUUUAUAGUAUAAGUUAUUUACAAUUUUUCAAAUAGACAGAUAAAGAAUUGGAAAAAUUGUUAAUGGAUAAAUGGAUUCCAUUUAUUAACAAGUUUAAUGGAUAUUUUGACACAAAUUUGAAACCAUCAAAAAGUAUCUAUGUUGAAACCUUUGAUAGCAAAUCUAAAGCAACAAUUGAAAAGUAUUUUUUGUCUCUUGGAUUCCCGGCUCUGCAUGGUAAAUUUAAUACAACAUUAUUUAAUAUUUUACAGGAGCUCGAAUUAUAUGUUAUAGGUAUUUUUGUUAUAAGUUCUCUAGAUAAAGAUUAAGAUGAAGUGUCUUAUUUUGCAAUACAUUUAUAGAUUAAAAGUAUAGAAUUCCUUUUAAAAAUGAAAAAAAUGAUACACAACAAACCAUACGUUUUGUGUAUUAAAAACAUUUUUCCUAUUUUAGAUACAAUUGCUGUAACAUGUAAUUUGGGAGACCCACAUAUUUGUUUCAAUACCUAUACUGUAUAUCAGUGGUCUUCAACCUUUUGGGACUCACGACCCACUUUUUUAAGCAUACAUUAUUCGCAACCUACAUAAGGCAUACAUAAAGAAAAAAUUUUUGUACAAAAACAAAAAAAACAAAAUCUAAAAUUACUUAAUACUUUGUAGUAGUACUGUUAUAACUGAAUAAAUAAAAAUAAAUAAAUUUUUUAACGGAUAUGUAAAUAUGACUAGGAUAAUAACUUACAUUUAUUUGUCUUUAAACACAGUAACAACAUCGACAAUGUUCGUAGAUUUAUGUUACUCUUUAAGGAUAAUAAUAUAAUAUAUUUAUUUUAUUACUAACCCGGUUUACUUGUAAAUUAUUAUAUUUAAUGUCAUACUACGUAAAAUCAUACCAGUAUAUGAAACAUAUACUGUGUUUUUAAAUUCAUUAUACUAUUAUAUUUUUGAAUAUAAAUUACAUAAUAUUGUUUAUACAUAAUAUAUUACAAUAAUUUUCAAACUAUAUUUUCAUUUAGUAAUUUUCUAAAUUUAAUAAUUAAACAAUUAUUUGUAUACCUUAUAUAAUUGUAUAAACUUAAUUUUUAUUUCAAAAAGAAAACUUAUCGUAACCCAAUUUUUAAGAUUACUUGACCCAAAAAUGGGUCGCGACCCACCGGUUGAAGACCACUGCUGUAUAUUAUUCUCUAUCCAAAAUUAUAAUAGUGGUUGGCGGUGACAAGUUUUUGUCAUUAACGAGAUCAGUGGUCAGAGCCCAUUCUACCUCCCGCUUGAUCAACCACCUGGUGCUCAGCAGGGGCUGAUUAUGACAACCGCAAAUAAACACAACACAGUUCACUUACAGUUACAGCUACAGUUCACUUAUGAUGACAUAGUAGGUACCUAUUUAAUGCACUUCAAGUUAUUUGUGCUAGUCAGCUGUCGAUUAUAGACUAAUAGGCCACGCCUAUGCACAGAACUCAGCUGCCGACUACUAUUCUUAUUUUGGCUAGAGUAUUGGUAGUCGAAAAAUAUUUAUUUUAUUCUAACUUAGGGGUUUUGCAUGCUGUUGAAACUCUUAAGUCAUUAGUAUUAGCUACAUGUUGCUUAAAUCAAGAUUUAUCUGUAAAAGAUGCCGUUUUGUUGUCUAAAAUGGAAGAAGAAUAUCAGGUGAUAAUAUGAUUAUUUAAUUAAGUUUUAAAAAAUAAUGUUUUGUGUUUAAAAUUUUAGUGUAUGAAAUGGGGACGUGUGGAUUGGAUUAAAGAUUACAUUGACAAUGAUUCAGUAAUCAGAUUAUCAGCCGCUAUGCUGUUCACAUAUUAUACCCUUAACAGAAAUCAUAAACCAUUGGCUAAACAAGAUAAUGAAAAAAUGCAACAGUCUGUAAAGAAUUAAACUAUAAAAUGUAGUUUAAUAAUUAAUAAUAAUGAGAUCAUAAAAAAAUAAGUACAUAAUUAUUAUUGUUAUUUUUUUAAUACAAUUGAGUGGUAGUAUUUAAAUUUUUAAUAAGACUUCAUUAGAUCAAAUUUAUAUUUAAAAAUACAUCCUAGGAUAGUGGGGAUGGGUGGACUCACUGUUAUAUGCAAUUAAAUGUAUACCUGUAGGCAACAAUGAACUAUUGUUUACAAAAAAACUUGAGAUGAGUUGAGUUGAUAGUGAAGUUUUGUCAACAAUAUACGAGGUGUGGCUAUUAAAUAACGAGACUGCUCGCCUAGAAGGCGCCCUAGAUUGGUAGUAAAAAAACCGAGUAAUGCGUUGGGUAUCUAGAUAUCUUAUCUAUGCACGUACCAAAACACGUUUUCGUCACUAUUAUAGUAUUUGUGCAGUGGUGAUUUGAAACGAACGUGUUUUUUUUCUCGUGACGAAAAACAGAAGCAACGUAUCAAUCUCAAAUUUCUCGUUAAAUUGAAAAAAACUCUGACCGAGUGCUAUAAAUUGUUGCAAGAGGCCUAUGGAGGCAAUUCUCUAUCUCGUGCACGUGUUUUUGAGUGGUAUAAGCGCUUCAGUGAGGGCCGAGAGAGCACUGAAGAUGACCAGCGUCCAGGUCCCCUUGUCACUGUUUCAACUCCGGAAACAGUGACCAAAAUCAACCAAAUUGUGCGUGCAGAUCGUCGAAUGAGCAUCCGGAUAAUUGCCGAGGCUGUAAACGCCGAUAAAGAAAUGGUUAGAAAAAUUUU